AUGAGACCAAAGCUAACUACACUUUUUAAUUGUACCACAGAGACAGUAGAAGAAACCAAGAAGAGGGGAGGUGGAAAAGUUCCGAAAAGGACAAUAGAAAUAGAAACUGAAGAGGAAACCACUAAAAGGAAAGGUAGACCAGCACCAAAAAAGACGAUAGAAAUAGAAACUGUAGACGUAAGUACAAAGAGGGGAGCUCCACGUGCCCCAAGAAGGACAAUAGGAAUAGAAACUGUAGUGGAUACAACCAAAAUUGGAGUACCGAAGCGUAGAACUGGAAUAGAGGCUGUAGUAGAUGCAAGAAAGAGAAAGAAAAUAAUAGGUACAGCCAUUGAUGCAGUAGAAGUUUUAUUCCGCCCACCAAAACGACGCAAAGGUGGUAUCAAGAUAGCCGGUAGACGAACUGGCAAUCAACAUAUACGCGUACAUGUUGGCGGAAAAAGGAGAUGUGGUGGUGGCAUUAGAGUACGUACAGGAGGAUGUUGUCGGGUUGGCGGAGGCUGCAGGGUUCGUGGAUGUUGUCGGCCUCGUGGAUGUUGUCGGGUUGGUGGAUGUUGUCGGGCUCGUGGAUGUUGUCGGGCUCGUGGAUGUUGUCGGGCUGGUGGAUGUUGUCAGGCUCGUGUUUGUAGUGCGUGCCAUCCUGCUUCUGGAUAA
Messenger RNA from Schistosoma turkestanicum, 654 nucleotides. NCBI's taxonomy places the organism in Eukaryota, Metazoa, Platyhelminthes, Trematoda, Strigeidida, Schistosomatidae. The record is from the annotation of a GenBank genome assembly.